AAAACCUUCAACCAUCAUCAUCAACACGCUGGCUGGUGCGGGGUCACGAACUAUGACCUUUAACAGAAGAAGAAAACCAAAGCUAAUAUUUUAUAAAAUAGCAGAGAACGCCAAAUGUGAGAUGACCGCCGCUCGGAGACCUCACUAAUGACCUUACAUCAUCAUGACGGCCAACCUGAAUCUGCUCGCUCAGCAGAAAGUGGACUCUGAGCACGAGGCAGAGGCGUCAUCCUCUCCAUCAGACUCAGUGAUGAGUGAGUCACCACAGCGCUUUCAGGUCAUUUCCACUGAGCCUGCCACAACACCACAGCGAAUACAGAUUGUAACUGACCAGCAGACAGGUCAGAAGAUCCAGAUAGUGACAGCGAUGAACCCGUCCAGUGUGCCCAAACAGCAGUUCAUUCUGACUACGGCGGAGAGCUCGGGGGCAGGCAAGGUCAUCCUGGCCUCACCAGAUAGCCACAACACUAAGCAGCUCAUUUUUACUGCUGCAGACAGCCUGAUGCCUGGAAGGAUACAGAUUGUCACAGAUCCAGUGUCAAUGGAGCGGUUGCUAGGGCAGUCAGGUGAUUUGAGCCGACAACAACCGGUGGAGUACUGCGUGGUUUGUGGAGACAAGGCUUCAGGGCGUCACUACGGAGCGGUCAGCUGUGAGGGAUGUAAAGGCUUUUUCAAACGGAGCGUGAGGAAGAACCUGACCUAUAGCUGCCGCAGUAAACAAGACUGUGUCAUCAAUAAACACCACCGCAAUCGCUGCCAGUUCUGCCGGUUGAAGAAAUGCCUUAAAAUGGGGAUGAAGACUGAGUCUGUACAAAGUGAGAGAAAGCCCAUCGACGUUGUGCCCAGAGAGAAGCAUGCCAACUGUGCUGCCUCCACCCAAAAGAUCUACAUUCGCAAGGACCUUAACAGCCCGCUCAUCGCCACGCCAACCUUUAUCUCUGAUGCAGAGACAGAUGGAUCUAGAUCCAGCCUGCUGGACCAGGGGAUGCUGGUUAAUAUCCAGCAGCCUGUCAUGCAGAGUGAUGGGACUUUACUGCUGGCCACUGACUCAAAGAUGGAGUCUGGGCAGGGAGACUUGGGGACACUAGCCAAUGUGGUGACAUCACUGGCCAACCUGAGUGACUCGCUAAAGGAGAACUUGAACAAUGGCGAUACCUCAGACAGCCAACAUGAGGAGCAAUCUGCCAGCGAGAUAACACGUGCCUUUGACACCCUGGCCAAAGUCUUCAACCCGCCUGAAGCCGGGGUUGGGCAGAGUCUGGUAGAUAAGCUGCAGUGUGUGAGUGGAACAACCAUCCAGCUGAUCGGUCGAGACCAAGAGACUCCAAUCAUUGAGGUGGAGGGACCACUGCUCACAGACAGCCAUGUCAGCUUCAAGCUGACCAUGCCCAGCCCAAUGCCCGAGUACCUGAAUGUACACUACAUCUGUGAGUCAGCAUCCAGACUUCUUUUCCUCUCCAUGCACUGGGCACGCUCCAUCCCUGCCUUCUCAGCUCUUGGUCAGGAGGCUAACACCAGUCUGGUGCGAGCCUGCUGGAACGAGCUGUUCACUCUGGGCCUUGCUCAGUGUGCUCAUGUGAUGAACCUGUCGACCAUCCUCGCUGCCAUCAUCAACCACCUUCAAAGCAGCAUCCAGGAUGACAAGCUGUCAGGUGAUAGGGUGAAACAGGUGAUGGAGCACAUCUGGAAGUUUCAAGAGUUCUGCAACAGCAUGACGAAGUUGGAGACUGACAGCUACGAAUAUGCCUACCUGAAGGCCAUAGUGUUGUUCAGUCCUGAUCAUCCAGGUGUGGACAGCAGCGGGCAGAUUGAGAAGUUCCAGGGGAAAGCCCUGAUGGAGCUGCAGGACUACGUGCAGAAAACAUAUCCAGAUGACACCUACAGGUUGACCCGCAUCCUGACUCGUCUCCCGGCCCUGCGCCUCAUGAACUCAAACAUCACAGAGGAGCUCUUCUUCACCGGCUUAAUAGGUAACGUCUCUAUUGAUAGCAUCAUUCCCUACAUCCUCAAGAUGGAGACGGCUGAGUAUAACAGCCAGGACUCUGACCCUACAGAAUGACACCCCCGUCACUCCAGCACCCAGCACUGUCGAUUUUAAAGAUUCGUGAGUCUCCGCAGAGGUGUACUCUCUUUGUCUCUCGAAUUGUUGAACCCAAAUCCAGAGUCCCGCAGCAGCUCCUUGCUUUCUAAUGAUGCAUGGUGCAAAGACAUUCAGGAAUCCGUGGCAGAUCAAUCUGGCAUUGGAAAGCCAGGAUGACACUUGGAAUGUUUUCUGGAUGUGAAGCAGAGGCGAACAGUUUCUGGCCUGAAUUCAGCGGCUCUGAACUGAGUGAAAAAGGUCUCCUUCUCUGUCUUUUAUAGCACUACAAGCUAAUUACACAUGGACUUUUGACCCAAGCCUUUCAAAUAGUUUUAGUCUUAUCAAAAUCUUAUCAUGCUUACAUGUUUAUUACAUACAUAAUGUAACACUAUUUUUUGUUGCCAGUAUCAUACAGGUUGAAUUAAGAAACACAGUCUGUAAUCUAAAAACCACAUAAACAGAAAUAUUACAUCGGAAAGGAGAAUUUCAUGAGUCUUAUUUUAGGACUAAACUAAAUCUAUGUACGUAAAUGUCCUUUAAAGCUGUAUUUGGUUAUAAUGUUAUGUAUUAUGUGCAGCAUAAACUGGUUUAAUGACUGUGCUGUUAAUUUGAGAGUUCAGAAUAAGUAUACUUUUAUGAAUGUUAUGUAACAGAGAAUUAAAUCAUGCUUUUUAAUGGUUUUCUCUCUUUCCUAAUAUACAGUUCUUUACUUUAAAUAAGUCUAAAUAAUAGCGGGAAAGAGAACUUCAGUCAGGUACAAGAAUGAACUCAGUUUAACGGCAGCAAACCUCAAUCCUUAAUCUGUAAAAUAUUCAUGGUGCAUUUAUAGAUCAUUACAACAUGAUCCAUGUCUCCAAUCUGUCUUUCAGUUUCAUCUUUAACUUGCAUUCACAGAAUGAAGUAAGCCAAAUCAGAUUGUCAAUAUGUUGUUUUUUUUGUUUGUAUGUUUUUAAUACUGAAUGACAUCUCAGAGAUUCAAGGUUUUGGAGUGUUUUUAUGUUUAGGUACACAUUUCUGUCUUGAGUAAGUUACUAAUACAACCUGUGCAAUCACCUCAUCACUUUUCCCUUUAUGACAAUCAAUUAUGUGUUAUUUCCUUCAGUCCCAUCAAUGUCAUGACUGUUCUUCUCAAACUGCAUUUUGUACAUGUAUUUAUCAAUGGCAAUUAUUUCUUUUAAGGAAUUAGCUCUUAAACAUUUUGGGUUGAAAAAAUAUUGCUUAUGUGUAGCUAUGCUACUUUUUGUACUUGUGUUUGCAUUUGUAUUCUGCUAAGUGCACAUCAAUCAGCUUUUGUGGCGUUUCUUUGCGUUCAUGCUGACUAAAACUUUUUGUUUUGUAUGUUUUAUAAAAAAUGUGUUGUGAACAAACUUGCUUGUUGCAUACUAAGUGUACUUAAAGUACUUUUGGGCAGGUUUCCCUGAUUUUAAAAAAGAGGCAUUUUUUAGGAAGCCAGUCUCAAGUGCAUUGAUGUCUUUAAGACCAUAUGAAGAUAUGCAUCGUCUUACCUACAUAUAAGGUAUAAAGGUUCAGAAUAAGCAUCCGCAGCAACAUGAAUGAUUAAGGGGAUGUAAAGAAGUCAACAAUGAUUAUGUCUUGUGAAAUAAAUGUCAAUUGUAAUAUUUGGGUUUAAAACCCACACAGACUGUUUGUAAAGACACUGGUGUGAAACGACCUUUGUACGUGAAAUUUCAUUAAAAAUGAGUGCAUGUUGUUUUUAAGCGGAGUUUUAAAAUCUGGUCGCUGUCUGCCCUAACAAGGAGCAUCAUUCUAAUUUUUAUAGUUCAUUGCAGUGCAUGAAAAAGUUGCUUAAGUGCAUUUUAUGAAAUGCUGUAUAAAAAAUAUUCAUUUAAAUGUUGUGGCUUUAAAAUAUUUACCAUGAGCAGCUCCAACAUUAAAAGGAUAUUAGAUCAGAAAAUAUUUUAUCUCAUCUUUGUGGUUGGAGUAUCCUACGGUUAAAAUUUUGUACUAUGUAAAUGUUCUUUGUUUUUUUGCCCAUUGUGAAAUGUAUUUCUUCAAACAUUGAGAUUUAGUAAUUCAACAACAUUCAUGUUUUUCUCAAGUUUGUCAUAACCUUACAUUUCUACCUCACACCAAUGAAGAUGUAAAACAAGCGUAUUAACGACUGAGCUCCUGUAUCAGCAUUCCAGUCUCUGAGGCUGGCUUCUCUGAAGCCACACAUUA
Molecule: messenger RNA, 4261 nt
Organism: Scomber scombrus (Atlantic mackerel)
Lineage: Eukaryota; Metazoa; Chordata; Actinopteri; Scombriformes; Scombridae
Gene: nr2c2
Product: nuclear receptor subfamily 2, group C, member 2
Exons: 15
Coding region: 164-2059 (631 amino acids)
Biological process (GO): positive regulation of embryonic development; cell differentiation; positive regulation of transcription by RNA polymerase II
Molecular function (GO): zinc ion binding; RNA polymerase II cis-regulatory region sequence-specific DNA binding; nuclear receptor activity
Source: RefSeq, a predicted model, not a curated record